AUGCGGAAUCUUCUGCACACCUGCCGGUCCGCCAAGGUCUCCUGGCACUUGGGCUUGCAGCUUCGCGCUGUGGCAACGCAGGCAUUCCUCGCCGCCAUAAGCGAGUCAGAGCUGAAGGACCUGGCAGUUAGCUCGAAACCGGUGCUCCUGCACUGCGGAGCUGACUGGAGCAAGAGAAGCAAAGAGGUCGCCAUCGCCCUCGCUGACUGGGCUUCGAAUGCCCAAGGUAGCCUGGUCUGCCGUACUCUGGAUGUGGGCAGCUCGCCGGAGGUGGUGAAAACGCGCCACAUCAAGGGGCUGCCCACGCUUCUGCUGCUUACAAGGGGUCGGACCUUUGCCCGCGCUGAUGGCGCUAGCGUGGAGGACUUGCAUCGGAUCCUGAGCCUCGCCAUGCCUCUCCUAGACACCACAGAGGAGGAGAGCCUCAGCCGUGAGCAGGCCCUCCAAGCUGCAGAGGAGACACUCGCACGGUCUGUCGGGACUGAAGGCCUCGAGACGGCCGGGCGGCUUUUCAAGCGCGCCCUUGGGCCAGAGACGGCCGAAAUCGAGCCGGCAGGUGCGAGCCCACGCUGGGACCAUGGCUUUCGGGCCCGAUGGGGCCUCGUACGAACGGCCCUACAGGCCCUGGAGGCUGAGACGCCGCAGUCGGCGAGCCCGGAGGCAGUGGCAGAGGCACCGCCGGUGGAACGGGUGGAGGCCUUAACCUCUGCCCUGGUGGAACUGUCGAGACACCACGAAGAGGAGCUGCCCGGUGCCUCAGAGCUUCCAGCGCCGGACGCCCCGCGCUGCGCCGUGCAGUUGGCCCACGCCGAGUUGGUUGCGGAUGCCUGGGCCUCUUCAGAUGUCAGCGACACGGAGCUUCGGAUUCUGCGACUCUGGGCCACUGGCUGGCGGCAGGCAGCCAUGACCGAGGCACUCGAGUGGUACAAGAUAGAGGCUGGUAUCGACACCUCCGGCCUCAUCGAGUCCUUCUUACUGCCGGAGCGGCUGAUCCCGGACAGGCGAGGAUCCAUUCCGAGCCGGAGCCUCUACUCCCGCAUCGAGGGCCUUCCGAGAGACUUCGAGGCGGCUGGGCCUUCGGCGUCACGAGCACUGUUGAGGCGGCUGUUGGCUGCCGGCAUCGACGAGGAGUUUAGAGAGGGGAAGGAGAGCCUGGUAUCCAACGCCCUGGGAGACUUGGCGUUCCUCCUGGACCGCCGGGAGUUUGUGCCUUUCUUCACGAGGAAGAUUUGGUUAGGCAACGGCGGUGCUCCAAGAACGGGACGCGGAACGGGAAAGAGGAGUGGUUUCAGCAAGCGCUACUGGAUCCGAUACAAGAACACCUUCUAUCCGAACACCAAGAAAAUGGGGACGCCUCACUGCGACAAGAACGACUGA
This is a messenger RNA of Symbiodinium sp. CCMP2592, 1377 nucleotides long. The record is from the annotation of a GenBank genome assembly. Lineage: Eukaryota; Dinophyceae; Suessiales; Symbiodiniaceae.